Messenger RNA from Aspergillus versicolor CBS 583.65, 6792 nucleotides. RefSeq lists its product as uncharacterized. The transcript has 3 exons. NCBI's taxonomy places the organism in Eukaryota, Fungi, Ascomycota, Eurotiomycetes, Eurotiales, Aspergillaceae. Gene Ontology annotation, biological process: amino acid activation for nonribosomal peptide biosynthetic process; secondary metabolite biosynthetic process. Gene Ontology annotation, molecular function: catalytic activity; phosphopantetheine binding. Gene Ontology annotation, cellular component: cytoplasm. Bases 1 to 6792 code for a protein of 2263 amino acids. The record is from RefSeq and is a predicted model, not a curated record.
AUGUCUACGCCCUGGCUGCAUCUUGAGAUCAGGCGAAUUUGCGCCAAUGUCUUGCAACUGGAAUUGAACGAUGUCGACCCCCAGCGCUCGUUCCUGGCACUGGGCGGCGACUCGCUGCUGGCCAUCAAGGUGCUGGCCCAGUGUCGUGCGCAGGGCAUCACCAUUAACAUUGCCGAUAUCAUGGCUGCCGGCACCAUCGAGUCGCUAUAUUCAAUGGCACAGGGCCCUCCAGAAGUGGCCUCGUCCGACAGCAGCAUCGUCGACAGCUCAGUGCCGGAUCUGGGCACUCUGACGCCGACCACAGAGAUCGGGUCGGUCUUGGUAGACAAGAUCUCUCCUGAGAUUGAAGCCAAGCUGUCAGCGGUAUCUGCAUCGCGAGACCAUGUCGUCCAGGCUGUUGUUCCGUGUUCAGCCAUUCAAGACCGCAUGCUCGUCAGUCAGCUGCAAAAUCCUCAUCUAUACUCCUGCUGCUUCGUUCUCAAAUUCACACAUUCACACUCUGGGCUGCCGGUCAAUGCCCAGCGUCUAGGAGAAGCCUGGACUCAGGUCGUCAAGCGGCACUCCAGUCUUCGCACAGCCCUCGUCGAGAGCACUCAGCGACCCGGCCAUUAUAACCAGGUCAUCCUGGCCGAUAUCACUCCCUCGAUCGAAUACUACGAGGGCACCGACCACCUCUCCUCCCCCGAGUUCAGCGUCAAUACCCCCGUCACCUUCGAAGCGCAUACAAUCCCCCACCGCGUCCAACUCGUCCAAGCCUCCCCCUCCGAUCUAUAUAUGAAACUCGAUGUAUCACACGUGCUGGUGGAUGGACAAUCGGCGGAAGUUCUGCUGCGAGAUCUCAGCGACGCCUAUCGCGAUGGCAAGCUCCCCCCUGCCUCGCUAUCAUACAGUGGCUAUGUCACCUCAUACCUCCACGAGCCCUCGCGACAGACCGAGCCGGCGAAGGAGGAUACAAGCCUGGAAAUCAUCCCGUUGACAGUUCCAAUGGACCGUCCCAACGAGGGCUUGACUGGCUUCGACACCGUCAGUGUGGACGUGCCUCUGGACUCUCAACUCGUCCAGUCUGUCUGUGCCCGAUACUCCGUGACUCUCGCCACAGUUUGCCAGCUGGCCUGGGGACUGGUGCUGCGAUGCUACGGAGGGACGGACAGCGUGUGCUUCUCGUACGUCAACUCCGGUCGCUCGAUGUCCAUCCCUGGCGUGCAUGAUGUGAUCGGGCCUAUCGUGCAGACCUCGUUGUGCUCGAUCCAGCUCCCUGCUGCCGAUGAAUUGUCCACAACCCUGCAGCGUCUUCACAAGGAUGCCCUGCAGACCCUGUCUCAGAUCUCGCCGCUGGAAUCUGCAAGCAGCACGUCCAAGUCAGCUCGUCAGCUCAGCAACACGACAAUGUCGUUCCAGCACGCUAUAGACGAUCGCCCUGUGCGAGGAGCGAAUCUGUCUGUUGCAAUUGAAGGGAAGGCCAACCCGACCGAUUACGAUAUCUCUCUAGGAAUCACGUCAGGGCCCGAUGGUCUGUGUAUUGACCUAGACUACUGGGGCUCGCGACUCGACAGAGACAGUGCUAAGGCAAUGCUGGGUGCAUUCGAGGCUGCAAUCAGGGGAGUCGUUGGCUCCCCCAAUGCCUCAAUAUCCAACAUCAGUGUUCUAUCACCAAGCGACGAGGCCCAACUCAGCCAGUGGAACUCGGGUAUUCCCAAGGCAAGUCGGGUCUGUGUCCAUGACAAGAUUAUUGAAAUCUCCAAGCUUCAGCCAGACGCUGCUGCUGUUAAUUCGUGGGAUGGAGAUCUGACUUACGCUGAACUCACCUCGCAAGCAUCGACGCUGGCACACCAUCUGCGUAAUGAGCUAGGUGUCGGUCCUGAGAAGUUUGUCGGUAUUUGUAUGGACAAGUCAAAAUGGACCAUUGUCUCCAUGCUCGCCGUUCUCCUGGCUGGUGGCAUUGUGGUCCCGCUGGGUGUUUCCCAUCCCAGGGCUCGAGUCAAGGGCCUCCUCACAGACACCGCAGCAGUUGCUCUUCUCGUCGAUGGCAGACACUCUGAACGACUCGCAGGCUUGGAGCUGGAAACUACCUUCACCUUGACGGUAGACCAGCAGCUGCUGGAGUCUCUCCCCAGCCUGCCCGAACCUCCUGUCUCUGGAACGACACCAGACAACGCUGCAUGGGUCAUCUACACAUCAGGAAGUACAGGUGUGCCCAAAGGUGUCGUCCUGCUACACCAAAAUAUCUCGACCAGUGUUCUAGCCCACGGAGGCAUGUUCGGGGUUAACUGCACAACCCGCACUGCGCAGUUCGCCGCCUACACCUUCGAUGUCAGUCUGUCUGAUAUCGUCAUGACGCUAUUCCACGGCGGCUGCAUCUGCGUCUUCUCCGAGGAAAGCCGUAUGAACAGCCUCACUGAAGCUCUCCAAAAGCUCGCAGUCAACUACGUCAACCUUACUCCGACCGUUCUCGGCUUGCUAGAUCCAACUGAGCUGCCGGAGAUCCACACCGUCGUGGCCGGCGGAGAGGCGAUGGAUCCUGGCAUCGUGAAGAAGUGGUCACCGUACGCGAAGGUAUACAAUUCCGUCGGUCCGUCGGAGUGUACUAUCAUUGCCGUGGCAGCUGGACCCGUCACAGACCCUGCCCAGGCUGCGAAUGUUGGAUAUCCCACGGGCACCCGGUUAUGGGUGACUCUGCCCACUGACCCCAACCAGCUGUGCCCUGUUGGCGUACCAGGUGAACUCCUGAUCGAAGGCCCUAUGCUCUCCCGUGGUUAUCUCAACGACCCGGAGAAGACGGCCGCAGCAUUCAUCACGGAUCCAGCCUUCAUCGCAGACCUCGAGGCCCGCAAUCCCGCAUGGAAGGUCCAGUUCCAGGGCAGCCAGCGCAGAAUGUACCGCUCCGGCGAUCUCGUCCGACAGAACAAGGACGGGUCCCUGGUGCACAUGGGCCGACGAGAUACCCAGGUGAAAAUCCGCGGGCAGCGUGUCGAAAUCGGCGAGAUCGAGUACUGGAUCGCCCAGUGUCUCAAGGACGUGCGCCGGGUGGCAGUCCUAGUCAUCGAACGAGGCCAGGCAAAGGAGCAAAAGUCCCUGGUUGCAGCGAUCGAAUUCAAAGAGCAUAACCAGUUCUUCAAGCACGGCGACGAUGUCUAUCCGGCUGAUAAUGCUGAAGAUCCCCCUGCGCCGCCGCAGCUGCUCCCACUGACUGAGUCGCUGUCGGGGGCUUUACAUGAGCUGCGGUCGUCACUGCUGGAACAUCUCCCCCCAUACAUGUCUCCUACCAUGUAUGCACCAGUCUCGCAGCUCCCCCUAAAUCUAUCUGGGAAAAUCGAUCGGCGCGCUGUAACCCGGUUCAUCAACGACCAGGAUGACGCACAGCUGCAGCAGUAUCUCGCCGUCGGCGGUCCGCACAAGGAACCCUCGACGGAGACCGAAUAUAAACUGCAGCGGCUGUGGGCGAAGACGCUGGGUGUCGAUGUAUCCCAGGUCAGCGCAGAUAGCCACUUCUUCCAUAUCGGUGGUGACUCUGUUGCUGCCAUGCGGGUUGUCUCUGUUGCUCGAGACGUCGAGCUAGUCCUCCGCGUUGCAGAUCUGUUCGAGUAUCCUCGUCUGCAGGAGCUUGCGCGCGUAGUCGAGAACCGUGUUCUAGAGGAGAACGACGAGGAAGACCCGGCGCCGUUCAGUGUGUGGAGAGAGAGUGCCAGUAUCGACCCUGCCGAGGAAGACGGCAAACUUGUCCAGAUCGCAGAACUGUGCAGUCUGCCCAGGGAACAGAUUGAAGAAGUCCUCCCCUGCACUGCCCUUCAAGAGGGUCUAAUCGCCCUUACGGCCCAGCAGCCGACGGCGUAUAUAGACCGUCAAGCAUUUUCUCUUGCUGGUAAUGUGGAUGUGGACAAAUUCCGCGCUGCCUGGCAGACGGUCGUGGACAGGACUUCCACCCUGCGGACGCGAAUCGUAUCUGGACCAGAGACCGGAUCGUUGCAGGUUGUUAUCACGCCUGGCGAGAUUGACUGGCACAAGUCAUCUUCAUUGGAAACAUACCUCGAGUCCGACAGACAAACAGGCAUGGCAACAGGUCUCCCCUUGAACCGUUUCGCCCUCGUCAGCCAGCCAGAUGGCCAGCGAUUCUUCGUAUGGACAGCCCACCAUAGUACAUACGAUGGUUGGAGUCGUGGUCUUGUCUUGCAGCAGGUCGCCGAUGUAUAUAUGGGUCAGGAGCUGGCUCCCGCGGCUUCAUUCUCGCGCUUCAUCCAGUACGUCGAGCGCUCCCAGACGCACGAGGCAACGGCUUCAUACUGGCGCGCACAGCUCUCAGGCGAAGCAAGCGCUGAAUUCCCUGCUUCCCCGAGUGCAAAAUACAGACCUCGUCCCCAGAAGCGGCAUAAGCACGGUAUCAGCUUCGCCAAAGCAGGUUCAACAGGCGUCAUGCUGCCGGAUAUGCUUCGCGGGGCGUGGGCACUCGUCGUCCAUCAGUAUAUAUGGAGUGACCCUGUCUUCGCCGUUGCUCUGUCUGGACGUAAUGCUCCAGUGCGUAAUGUGACGAAUAUCACUGGCCCUACAUUAACGACCGUCCCUGUGCGUGUCGCCAUCAACCCAGAGCAGGGCGUGCAAGAGUUCCUACAGGACGUGCGACAGCAAUCCGUCGGGAUGAUUCCGUACGAGCACACCGGUCUGCAAAAGAUCAGGAGGAUUGUUCCAGAGGUGUCAGCAGCGAUAGAUCUAAAGCAUUUGUUUGUCGUGCAGCCUGCGAGCGACGACGAGCGGAAGUUCAAGAUACCUGGUUUCGAGUCGCUUGUGCAGCAGCUGCAUGUCCAGGGCCAUGGCAGCACUAAGAUCAAGGACCUGGAGCUCCUCAGUGUUGAGGAUAUCAAGCAACUGGAGAAGUGGAAUUCCAAACCUCUUCUCAGCCCACUUGAUGACACUUUGCAUGGAGUAGUCGCCUCUGUUGCUCGCUCCCAGCCUCAAGCCACUGCCAUUGAAGCAUGGGACGGGUCCCUGACAUACGAGCAGCUGCUCUCCUAUGCAUCAACACUCGCCAGCCACCUGGUUCACCUAGGGGUUGGACCCGAGGUUUCCGUUCCUGUAUGUAUGGACAAGUCCGUCUGGGCCAUGGUCUCUUUCCUGGCUGUCUUGCAGGCUGGAGGCGUUGUUGUGCCCCUAGGCGUCGGCCAUCCCCUUCCUCGCAUUGCUGCGAUAAUCGCAGAUACCAAAGCCUGCGUUGUUCUAGUAGACUCGAAGCAGGCCGGCCGUCUAGCAGAGCUAAUCUCCACGCAUGAUAUCUCACUGUUCCCCGUCGGGACUGAAACGCUGGACAACCUCCCAGCUGCAUCGUCCACCACAGUAUCAAUCACCCCAGACAACGCUGCCUGGAUCGUCUACACCUCUGGAUCAACCGGCCAGCCAAAGGGCGUGGUCCUCACACAUGCAAAUCUAUCAACGGCAGUAAAGACCCACGGUGCCCGUUUCGGACUGGGCACACAUACACGCACAAUCCAGUUCGCAGCACAUACCUUCGAUGCCGUCCUGCAGGACUACUUCACCACGCUCGUCAGCGGAGGAACCGUCUGCGUCCCAUCCGAGGAAGACAGAAUGAGCAAUCUAGCCGGAAUCAUGCGAUCUAUGAACGUCAACUUCGCGAACCUAACCUCAACCGUCGCACGCCUUCUCACCCCCGAGCAAGUCCCCAGUCUGAAACUGCUCGUUCUCGCCGGCGAACAAAUCCAAGACGCCGUCGUCGAGACAUGGUAUAACCACGCCAACGUACUAAACGUCUACGGUCCAACCGAGUGCUCCAUAAACUCCACCUGCAACGGACCGAUCACCGAUCUCUCUGAUGCCCAGAGCAUCGGACACGGCAUGGGCUCUCGCAUCUGGAUCGCCGAUCCCACGAACCCGCACCGUCUCAGCCCAGUGGGGACGCCCGGUGAGAUUCUCAUCCAGGGUCCGGGUCUCGCGCGAGAAUACCUAGGGGAUAAAGCCAAAACGGACGGCGCGUUCAUCCGCAAUCCUGAGUUCGCUACGCGGUUCGGGCUCUCGGAUUGCCGGGUGUAUCGGACGGGAGACCUGGGGAGGCAGACAGAGGACGGAAAGAUAUUGUAUCUAGGCCGCAUUGAUACGCAGAUCAAGAUCCGUGGGCAGCGCGUUGAGAUCGGUGAGAUCGAGCACUGGAUUGGACAUCAUCUGGCGGACGUCAAGCAUGUCGCUGUGGUUGCCAUCUCGCGCGGGGGAGACAAGCAGAUGCGUCUUGCUGCGGUGAUCCAAUUCGACGAAGGGAGGAAGGCUGAUGCCGAUACCUUUGCACAGCUGAAGAAGACAGUGGCGUCCCAGAUGCCCAGUUACAUGGUGCCUGGGCUAUACAUCCCUGUUGAUACCGUCCCAUUAACCGUCUCCGGAAAGCUGGAUCGACGGGUUAUUCGCCAGAUGGUGGAGGAUAUGCCUGUAUCUGAACUCGAACAGUACUUCGCUGGCGAAGUGCGCGAGGCUCGAGUCCCCGUUUCAACGGACAUGGAGAAGGCGCUGCAGCGCGUAUGGGCAAAUGCCCUAGGAGUUGAAGUCGACGCCAUCGGAGCCGACGAUGAUUUCUUCCAGCUGGGCGGAGACUCCGUCGUGGCGAUGCAUAUCUCUGCUACGAGUCGUCCGGAUCCGGUGCUCGCUGGCCUGGCUGUUGCUGAUAUCUUCUUGCAUCCGCGAUUGUCGGACCUGGCGAAGUUUUUGGAGGAGAGGGGUGUUGUAGAGGAGGAUGUUGAGGAAGAGGACGACGAUGGUCCGUUUGCAUUGCUUCAGGAGGCGUUGGAUUUGGAUUCUCUAUAG